AUGCCCACAAGCGCCCGCUCAAUGGCCAUCACUGAGCUCCCAAAAGCCCCAGGGCUCCGCACUCACACGAGCAUCUUCGAUUCCAUCACACUCAUAAAAGCCUCUAUCAAAGAUCCCAUUCUACGAGAAAUCCGCAAAGACUACCGCUUCAUCUGCUGCCGCUGCAAUUACUCACAGAUCGUCUUCGGCCACUGCAAUGUUGCUUCUGAUAAGCCUGGCCAGACAGUGUUAACAUACUUGGAGCAAAGGUCGGAGGGUCUAGUGCCGAGGCCACUGCGAAAGUGGUCGUGUGGUGGGGGGUGUUUUGAGCGGGAGGAUACCCAUGUGGCGUGCAAUGGGUGCCAGUUUGCGGUGCGGUAUCGGAUCGUGGGCGGGCGGGGUGGGGUUUGGCUGACUGCGGAUAGAAUUGAAGUCAUGUCUUGA
Morchella importuna is the source of this 423-nucleotide messenger RNA. RefSeq lists its product as uncharacterized. The record is from RefSeq and is a predicted model, not a curated record. Lineage: Eukaryota; Fungi; Ascomycota; Pezizomycetes; Pezizales; Morchellaceae. The transcript has a single exon. Bases 1 to 423 code for a protein of 140 amino acids.